AUGUUUCUUUCCUUUUUUUCAACAGACAUUGACGAAUGCCUUGAUAUUUCUCACAAUUGUCACUUGUCAGCGAAUUGUACCAACAACGCGGGCUCCUUUUCUUGCUCAUGUCUCACGGGAUACACUGGGGAUGGCAUAUCUUGCAGUGGUACAUAUACUCUUGAAACCUUUACCUUUUACAUGCCCAUCAGUCAAACGGAUUCCAUAUUUUUUCGGAUCUUUUUUGCGGACGGGAAAUAUAUUUCUUGUAAAGAUUAUGCGCUUACAACGGUACACUCCUUUUCAACGCGAAAAAUAUUGCUUUUCGGGUUGUGACUACUUGGCAGUUAUGUUAUCUUUUAUGACUUCUCUCAUCUUUUCCCAUUUUUUGUUACUUACACUUCACAAUUUAAUGGCAUGGCGACUAUUAUGUUGUAUAUAGAGUCAAUGGCAUUUUUAGCCAACAGACGCCCUGAAUGGUACGGGUCCCCGACCUUGGUCUAGCUAUAUUGCAACCUUGUCUAUAAGCGGUACAUUCAUCGUCGUCGAGGCAGGCAUGUUUCAGCUACUGUUUUUUAAUAUGGAUUUUUCUCGAUUUCUGUGUGCAAUUACAGAUAUUGAUGAAUGCUCGGCCGAAAACCAUGACUGUCACCUAAAUGCAGUGUGUAGCAACAUACAAGGCUCAUUUUCGUGUAACUGUAUCCAGGGGUACACAGGGGAUGGAAAGCAGUGUGCUGGUUUGUUUCUAUUCUAGCAGUGUGUAAUAGUACCUUAUUUAAAAUUUGACCGUGCGUCAGUUUACGUGCCAUUCUCGUUGCUAUAGUUCGUUUCACCCUAACUUUAAAAGAUCCAAUACUUUGCUGUAUAAUGUGGAACUGUAAAAGAGUUUGAAAGUAAUGAUUUUCGAUAAAGUAAGCUCAAUUCAUUAAUUUUUGCAAUCUGUGUCAUCUUAAUUAGCUCAUUAAGUGUCCAGAACUGCCUUACUUUGUUAGUUUACUCUAAUGCCUUGGAAAAUAUGUAAAGGAGGGAGUGUUUUAGUCUUACUUAAAAUUAUCUAAAAUCAAUGGGAAACAUGGCAAAAAUUUCCAGAAGACAAGUUCAGACCAGCAAAUGUAUUUGUACAGACACAGAUGAAUGUGCAGAGGGAACCCACAACUGCCAUGGAGUGGCUCACUGUUACAACAAUGAAGCCUCGUUCACAUGCCAAUGUCGGUCUGGUUACACGGGUGAUGGACUGACUUGUAGCCCGCUUGGUGAGUUACUUAGUAUAUUAAUCUUUGCGAAUACCUUUUAACUGAAAGAAGGUGCCCACUUCGUUAAAUUCAAUAGUUUAUAGUAGCGAAUUAUAAUUCCCAUUAAGAAUCUACAGUUACAAAAUGUUGAUGAUUUUGUCAAGUAAAAGGCAAUUUUUUUUUACUAUUUUAUAGUUAAAGCCUGGCCCAUUUUGUAAAAAUCGAAACAUAGUACUGUUUUAGCCCACCCUGUUGUUCUUUUCACGGCAAUACAAAAACUGGUCAGUUCAUAGUAUCUUAGAAUACGGACUAUCAUAGACUAUACUAUGAUGUAUUUAGCUCAAAUCAGGAAUACCGUAGGCAAAUCGCGUUCUUUCUAACAUGCUUUUAAUUCAAUAGGUGACUUUUCAAUAACUAUAGCGAAUAUAUCUAAGGAUAACAAUAAGCCUACUGCAGUCAAGCGAUCUGCCAAAAGUAUCCAAACAGCGGUAAUCAAAGGUCUACCAGCACGUGCUAAAGUGUUGUACAGUGUAUUGGAGUGGCGCCUGAUAAGUGAGGCAGAAUUAGCAGCCGCGGAGUCGGCAGAGGGCGAAUUAGUAAGUGAAGGAACCGCUGAGUGGGCAAUCGAGAGGAGGACUUUACCUGCGGGAAAAUACCAAGUCAAGUUCGAUGCGUCCAUCACAAUCGGGGAUCCGACCUUUCCACAAACUAUUCAGGCAUUUGACUACGGCUUUAUUGAGAUAAUUUCAGGUCCUUUACGCGUUGUUGUGGACGGUGGAAGUUCCGUUCGAUGGGGAUCUAACGAGAUGGUAACAAUUGAUGGUUCUCUGAGUUACGAUGAAGAUGUUGGGCCUGGAAGUCACUCUGGGCUCAAUUUCACUUGGUCAUGCCGCACUCAAGAGCAAAAUGCAUCAAUGAGCUAUGACUGCUUUGGUGCUUUUUCUCAGAGAGGAGAUUUGAAUUUAACUUCCGUCACAAUAGACACCAGUGUUCUGGAAGUAGGACAUAGCUACAUUUUGCAGUUAACUCUUUGGAAAGAUGUUAGAAGCUCAUCUGCUGAAAUGACUUUUGAGAUAGCAUCUGGAGAUUUACCCAGAGUAAUUCUUAGGUAAGUGGGCCGUUUCAUACUUUGUACUAUUACAUGAGAAAUUUCUGCAAUUUGAUUGGCUUACAGCAGUGAUAUUUCAGCUUAAUUUGAAAUACCUACAAGUGAAAAUUACAAAUCUUGUGUGGGUAGUAGUAUAAACAAAUAAUAGGAUGAUUUCUGGUGAUAUUUGGCACAAAUACUACUCAUGAUAUUUCAAAAUUGUCUUAAAUUUCACUCGCCUAACGCCUGGUGAAAUAAAGUAUAACAAUUUCAAAAUAUCACUCGUGGUAUUUAUGGCAAAUGUCACUGCAAAUCAUGCUAUUACCUAUACUAAUAUGGUUAAUUUAUUAUGAAGAAAUAACAUUUCAUAACUUUUUCACAACCUCCAAACCCGGACCAUUUAAUUUUUGCAAGUGUCCCAACAACAAAUUAUCUGAGGCAGCUCUCCUGAAUCCUAAACACCACACAAAAUAUAAGUAAAUAUGUCAUCUGAGCUGUCCAAGGAAGUAACGCCCUAGAGUUAACUAGGUCAAAUUACAACAAAAUUCGAUUGCUAAUUUUCUACGUUAAUCAUUUACCUUAGGUGCUUUGUUGAUUGUGGUGCGAUUGUAUCUUCUUCCAACAAAUUUCGAGUAACAUCAGAAUGCCCCAACUCUGCAUGCGUCGGCGCAACCUACGAAUGGGUUCUGGAAAGGUUUGACACGGCAAGCUGGGAGACUCUGUCUAAUGUGGCUGACAUCACAGCUACGCCAAUUAACGCUUCAAACUUUAUAAUUAAACAAAACAUGCUUCUUUCUAAUACACAGUACCGACUGAAACUAAGUGUGACAUCUCUAAUGAAAGUAGAGGGUUAUGGAUUGCUUGAGUUUGAAACGGCUGGCGAGCCUCACGGUGGUUUGUGCAAAUCGUUAGUCAUAGAAGGCGUGUCAUUGGAGACAGAAUUUAUGUUUGAGUGUGCUGACUGGACAGACAGAAGUACACCAUUAACUUAUGAAUUUCGAAAUGGUGACGAUCUAAUUUCCUACGGUAUUUCCCCAGUUUCUCCGAAAACAGUAUUGCCUGCAGGAGAUCCUGAAAACAACUAUAAGAUAACAAUUAAUGUUGUCAUUAAAAAUGCAGUUGGGGUGAAAGUGGCUUACUCGUUUGAGAUAAAGGUGAGAUAAGUGAUAGUUUAAGAUAUCUGUAUUGAUAGAGUUUGAUGUAGUUUAAACCACUAGUGUCGCAUAUUCCAUCUGCCUAAAACGGCCAAUGUUGAUCAGGACGACAAUCGACUUUAACAGGGUUAAACGAUCAAUAGCCUCACUGUCGACAUUAAUACCAUGCAUUAGAAACAUAUGAAUAAGCAAUGAGGUGAAAUAUAACACUUUUUUGAUGCUGCAUUCUUGACUUGAGCCAGAUUCCGAUACUAAAAAUAUUUAAACUCAUAAUAGUGAACACUUACAUGUAACUUCUACUGUACAUAUAAUGUCUAUCUCUUUGCAUUUCAAUUUGAUGCAUUGAAAUUGGAUUACAGUCUUAACUGUGAUGGAUUUGAAACUUAGAACUUAUGUAUAUAAGUCUUGACUGAUUUUUUCAGGUCACUCCGUCUUCAAAACUUGAUCCUUGCCAAUCUUCAUUGGAACAAGUCACCAGCAAAUUAGAAAACUUACUUCUCGGGCCUGAAAAUGAAGUUGACGAAUUUCUGCUAAAAGGCGAGAUAAGUCAGGCCGCGCAGCUUUCGUUAUCUGUCCUGGCCUCAGCUAAAGAAAAAACAGAGUGUGGACAAAACGUUCCUACUGAUAUUCAGUACCAGGUGAGAAAAGUGAAUCAAUGUAGUUAAUUAUAAGCUUCAGGAAACUUCUUAUCCAUAGUCAGUGUUCCCAUAAAAACUCUCGCGUUCCUUUUCAUGCGUCAUGAAAAAAGGAAUGUCUACUAGCCAGAGGUAGUUGUUGGCUUCACACUAGAAGUCAAGCUAGUUUUUCAGGUAAACACUCGAUUCAAGUCUUAAGCCGCUCUGUAGAAAACAUGACUUCACACUUCUCGACAAAGUAUAUUUCUUGAAGUGUUAAAAAGCUUUCAAACUCUCCGUUCAUUAGAAUCUUGGAACCGCUGCUCGUACACACCGUGCACAUGUCGUCCACUUCUUAUUGACCAAGUGUGGUGUAGACCAUACGAACGUUUCCAUGCCCACCAAGUCAAGUUGAAGCGAGUAGGUACGUUUGCCCCAUUACACUCAAAGCAGGUUCCAAGUACACUUACAUUAUACUUGAAGCUCUAGUGUGAAGCCAAACCAGUAUUCCGAUUCUUGUGGGAUCUAGAAAAGUUUCCCGCUUUGCUUGAUUCUUCGAUGUACUGACCCAGUUUACUUUAGUGCUUCAACCAAGUGUUAUGAUAUUCUUUCCAGAUAAUGUGUGCUAUUGUAACAAGGUUUACAGCAAUACCUCCUGAGAGUCUACAAAUGUCUCUCCUGUUUGGGUCAGUUGUAAAGGCAGCAACGGACGACAGUCAGCUUAAAUGUGAUGGAUUCGAUGUUUUGGUAAGUUUUUGAGGAAGAAAAAAAUCUUGUCGUAAUAUAGUCUAUUUCUAUAAUUUUGAAUAUCAUUUUAUAUGGCCGCUGGCUUUCUCUUGGCUCUCCUUCCAUGUAAGGCUGGUCCGUAUACCAUUAUGUAAAUAUUUCCAAUGAAACCUUAAUAUCUAAACUUAGAGUGCACGCUGGAUGUAAGAUUGCAAGAUGCAUUCUCUUCUCCAACAUAAGUAUAAAAAGUUGUGACAUUUAUUGCAUCUCGCUCUUUUAGGAGUCAACGAGGAAAUUAACAAAUUACAUAGGCUUGCUCCUAGCAUCAUCUCUCGCAGAUGUGGAGGAACCGUUCUCAGAUGAGAUUCAGGAUGCAGCUGCAACGACAACAGAACUUUUGGGAAAUGUUCUUAAAUCAGCAUCUUCUACCGAUAACACUGGAGUGGGGGGUAACGUCUCACAAUCCAAGGUGAGAAAGUGACACGCAAGGUAAUCACUGAUCCAAACAGACUCUCUGACAGUGACAACCGCUAGCUUACCUGUUUUUGUCCUCCAGUUGGAACACUGUAGGGAAUGAUCUCAUUAAGUGGUAGCCUUUUUGCUCACCUUCAGGGGCCGUACUAAUUGAGCACUCCAGAAAAUACCAUAACAUACCAUAAUGCUCUUUGUUUGUCACCCCAAAAUUUUGCAUAAGCAUUGUCUUCAGUUUCUCUUGGGAGUUAAAAUGGCCCCAAGAGAAACUGAAAACAAUGGUUAUACAAAAUUUUGGGGUGACAAAGGAAGAGCAUUACGGUAUGUUAUGGUAUUUUCUGGAGUGGUCAAUUGCAAAUUGGGUAUGACUGUGAGAGGAAGUAUGAAGGAUGCAUUACAGAAUAAGGUUGUACUUGGCCUGUCUCACCACCCAGCUUUGAUUUGUCCCAUACUCGCGACGAGUAUGGGAACGACCUCCUUUCAGGACAUUCACUCGCUAAUACUUCCUAGUAAUCCAAAUCCAAGUACUUACUAGUUUGAUGAUACAGAAAACACAUGGGCAUAAGCAACAGAUCAUACUGGGACAAAGAGGGAACGGAAGUCUAAUUACUGGGACGUCCGUACAUUGUAAUAAAUAGUUUGAAACGUCAUGAAGUCCACGCGCUAAUGCCUCGAAGCACACAAUGCAGAAUACUGCGGUGGCGACUGUUGAAUUCUCUCUUGACGACACUAAAUUAAAGUUUGCCGACCUUCCUGGAAACCAACUUCCGAUUAACUUAGCGUUUAAAUGGUCUAAAAAUAACUCUGGUGAAAUUCCCAUAUACCAAGGGCUAAGCUGGGCAUUCCCUCUCUGUGUCCCAUUGUUCUCUCUUGGCAUAAGUUCAUUGUUUUUUGCCAUGGCAAUAGAGCUUUCCCGUGCAUCACAGCUUCAAGAAAACUUUAAAAACCCCGGUAAACGUUUAUUGUGAUGUGUUGAAGCCUUUUUAUAAUUUUUGAUGCUUACUAAGAAAUUAUUUUGGGGGGGUUGUUGCCAGAUUUACAGUCAUUGGGCCUUCCAAAAUCCUACACUGCAGAUAUCACUAGGAAGACGUUCGUUGUUCUUGUCGUUGUUGUCCCUUCAAAGAUUUUACUAGCAGAGAAAAGCUAUAUCCCGUCCAAUAUUAUUUUAUCAUUGGGAACACAAUACCCAAUUCUGUACCUUACACUGACUCCUAGGCUGACGCAGAGGACGCUCUACAACAAAUUAAUGACAUCGUCGACUCCAUCUCAUCUCGGUUAGUAAUAUCUGAAAGACUGGACAUAAAGAAGAACGACUUAUCGAUUUCACUGAGAAAGGUUGAUUCAGAUCGCCUCAAUGGGCUUAGUUUAGAAGAAGGACUUACAAAGUUUGCAUUUCCGAGUAAUCUAAACGUUAGUGCUGACGGCGAAGUAAAUGCCAAGGUAAAGAAAAUUAAACUAUAAUUUUUUAUAAUUAUGAUAACAUUGGCUUACAAGUAAAUACCAUUUUGUACCGUGUCUGUUCUUUUCCGCGGCGCUAAAAUGUGGUAGAAACAAUUGUAAGAAUGACAUCUGUAAUUGAUUCCACAAAUCCCUAAAAACCAUGGUAGUAAACCGUGACUUUAAAUGGGCGUACCAUAUUGCUAAAGCAUAUAGUAUAAGUGAAGUUUUACAGGUACAAUUUAUUUACCUUUCGAACGUAUCGACGUCAGCGAAAGAACCACAUAUUUUCAACGUAAAUGUUAUGGUUCAAAUUCAACCAAUCACGUUAAAAGACGGUUAAAUUAAAUUAUUUCCAAUAUUUUCUUUUAGAUGAUGACUUUUAAUUUCAACCCAUUUCCUGGGGACUCAAGUGGUGCAGCUAUCACAUCUAGCGUUUGUAGCCUGGAACUUUCAAGUAGCGGAAAUGGGACGUUAAAUGUAUCGGAUCUCGAUGAAGACAUCGAGAUUGAUAUCCCUCUUAAUCCUAGUAACGGAGAAUCCGCUGAGCCAACCGGUUCUUUCCUCACCCCGAACAAGUUGACCAUCCACAGCUACUUCGCUGAGCUAGCUAACGUCCCUUUGUCGCUGUUCCUCGCAGGACAAGAUCAAGAUGCUGUAGUAGAGGUGCUAAUAAAAUAUGGAUCAAGGCCAUCGCUGGAUGACUUUGAUGAAAACUUCACUAUCCCUUUAUCCUCAUGUCAAAGUAAUGCAACCACGAUAAAUGAAAACCAAACAGGCUGUGGUUCUCAAUUACAAACAACGAUUACGGUUACCCCUCCAGAGCAAAGUUUAAUUUACGUGGGAAUCUUAACAUUUGGCGAGAAAAAUGUCACUGAGCACUCCAGAAAAAGACGGUCCUGUUUUGGAGGAGGUAGACAAAAACGAUCGUGUAUUGGUGUUAAGGAUCCGCCCCUAGAAGGCUUUAACAAGUCUGUCAUUCCAAAGUAUGAUCCAUUGACAGAUGUAAAUUACACUUUGACAAUGAGCCAAACAAAUUGUUUGUACUGGUCUACUACGAUGGAAAAGUGGACGUCCGAUGGAUGUAAGGUAAGCUAUCGUCAAGAUAUCGAUAAAGCAUGGUUUAUUAAGGAUAAGGAGCAUCAAAUCCUUAUUAGGCAAUAGAGCGUUUUAACAUGACGUCACGGCCGCUAUUUUGGUGGUUCAAAACAAUGAAACGGCGGCCAUGUCGGUGUUGCAAACCAUUCCUGUGGGAGUUCAACUCUUUCUUUUAUGUAAACGCUUUUUUUAGUGUAUAGAUGCUGGUCACGUGGGUUAAAACACUCUGUAAGCCCAAAUGGAAACCCUCACAGUUUUGAUGGAUGGUUAUUCACUCUGAAAUUUAUAUGAAUCCUAUUCCUCGGAGGUUAGUCUACCAUCACAAAUUAAACGACACGUGGGUUAAAGUUAUCAUUCUAUUGGGUCCUUAUUUGGUCUCUUUUGCCUUAGGUUGGCCUUGGCUCUGACAAAAAGAAGCUGAAGUGCCUUUGCAAUCAUUUAACAGCGUUUGGAGGAAACUUUAUACAGACUCCAAAUCCCAUAGAUUUCGACAAAGUAUUUGUGGAAUUUACAAGACUAGGAGAAACUGGAAACGUAGCCGUGUUGAUAACGAUAUGUGUCGUGUUCCUCCUUUAUUUUGUGGUAACUGUCUUUGCAAGACGAGCGGACAAACGUGACGAAAAUAAGGUAUGAAAAUAGCUCCGAUCCAUAAGAAAUAAAUGACACGCUCUAGAAAUAUCAAGUGCAAGAGGUAAUUUAAAAUUUCCAAACUAGCGUUUACUUUACCAAGAUACUUCAGAAACAAUUAGUAAAUAUAUAUAGCUCGGGGGGGCAGCGUGGCGUCGCACUCGCAAUCCCGUGGUCCCGGAUUCGGGUCCCGCUCAGACCACAAGCUGGUUUUGUUUGUCUUGAGCGUAGGGGAUCAGGAACGAGAUUUGUCAAUAGCCUGGAUAUAGCAAAAUACCGACUCAAAAACUGGCAUCUUGAGCAUAACCCUUUCAGUGCCCGAGAUAGGUGUUGUGUACUAAAAGGUCCAAGAAGCUGAGGUCUUAGUAGGUCCUUUGAACGUUAUUUUAUUUUUUAUUUUUUUUUAUGACAAAAUAUUACAACUUCAAUCAAAGCAGAAUUACGUACUUCCAAAUAAGGACAUCUGCUGUAAAGUGUAACCAACAGAUAUGCUCCAAAUAUGGCGUCUAUCUUGCAUGCCUUCUCUUCUAAUGCUUCUCAUAAAAAGUAAGACUUGGACUGGAAAAUAGAUAUUCAAAGUAGCGGCUAAAAAAAGACGUCUCAAGAUUGGCCUGGACUGGGUAGGGGUAGGCCGAUAUACCCGAAACAAAUUGAUCAAUAUACCCUUAACGUUCCAAUGGAACCUGUCAAAGGAAAAAAUACUAAUGAGGGUUCUAAAAUUUAUUUAUUGGCGACGUGAAAAGAUGACGGGUAAAUAAAUUAAUUAACCCGAAAAAACGUACCUUAAAAUAAGCCUUAAAAUAAUCAUUGAACAAGCAAUGAAAGACCUUCGGUAUGUUGUUGGUAAGAAAGAAGUGUGACAUAAGAUUUAUCUGGCUAUCCAAAACAUGUAAAUCAUUCUGAUAUUCUAUUUUGCGACGUUUUCGUCCCUUAGAUUACCCCUCCGAGGACCGUAGUAGUCAAUGAAGGCGGAAGCUAUGUCUACGAAAUGGUGACACGUACAGGUGUUUGGAAAGAUUCAGGUUCUACUGCGAACAUAUCACUUUAUAUAGAAGGCAAGAUGGACGAAAGCAGGGAAAUCCAUUUGCGACGUAGGGGAGAAAACCCUGAACUAUUUUCCCGUGGUGGUGUUGACGGUUUUGUGCUAAUAACCAGUAACACUUACGGACCUCUGAAGGCAAUAACGUUAUGUCAUGAUAACUCUGGCAACGAUCCAUCGUGGUUUCUUGAAACGUUGAUCAUAAAGGAUAAACAAACUGGGGAAGUGUGGAAUUUCUUAGUGAACAGGUGGCUUGCUGUUGAAAAGGGUGAUGGUCAAAUACAAGUUACAGUGCCAUGUUUCAACACAAGUUAUUUUGGAUUCUCAGAUCAGGUGCGAUCGAUGGCCCCUCGAAUUUUAGCCGAUAGUCAUAUUUGGUUGUCAGUUGUUGGCAAAGCAUCGAGCAGUACAUUCACACGAGUGCAAAGAGCGUCUUGUUGCCUUUCCAUUCUUUUUUCUGCCAUGAUCGCAAACGCCAUGUUCUACAAUAUUGGCGGGGAAUCACUAGCGGCAAUUCGGGUUGGACCAUUUAAGUUCUCGUGGCAGCAGAUCGUCAUAGGAGUUCAAAGCGGAGUGAUUGUUGCGCCAGUGAACAUCCUGAUUGUACUACUCUUUCGCUUGAGCAGGCCAAGGCAGCGGAGAGAUUAUAAACACAAAACUGGAACGGAUUCAUUUCAUCUUGUUGAGGAGGCGAGGAAAUCGAGGUUUACACUGCCCCACUGCUUCAUCUACAUCGGAUGGUUCCUUUGUAUCGCCACCACACUAACAAGUGCCGCUUUCACGCUUUUUUACAGCCUUAUGUGGGGAAAAGAGCUUGCCGAGCAAUGGCUUGCAUCCAUAAUGACUUCUCUAGCUGAAGACAUUUUCGCUACGCAGCCAAUGAAAGUGUUACUAGUUGCUUGUGUAAUAUCGUUGUUGGCAAUCCGACGAAAAAAGGUGUGUAACGCUCCAGUUAGAGAUGCAGAAACCUAUGGAGAAAUGAGCGAUAACGAGUUCGAUGAUGAUCCAAAGAAAACGUUGAGACGUUAUAAACUUUCAAAGAUGCGCGAGAACAAGAAAAAGGACGUGAAACUACUAAGAAUGAUUAGACAAAUAAUUCUGCACACCUUAUUCGUACUCCUCAUGGCCAUCACUUGCUAUGGGAACAAAAACAACAACCGCUUCCUGAUGACAACAGCGGUGAAGCAACCGUUUCUAAAGUUUGACAAGGUAAUUGCCUUUUCUUUCCGAGGGAAAGCUAAUAAUUCACAAUUUAUAGAAUAACAUUAGCAACUAGUGGUAACAGGUACACACUGACCAUGGCCAGUCCUAAUCAGAGGAUCAUAGGUUCCACACCUAUAAGGAAAAAUUGGAUUUUUCCUUCCGAAACGCCUCUGUCGCUGACUGAAAAAUCAUCUUUCUCAUGUUUUCACCUGAUGCUUAACAUUAAGCAAAAAAAAAACAUAUAUAUGUAAGCCAUGGCCUAAAAUCGUUCUUAAAAGUAAAAUAUUGCUAAGAAUGUCAAAGCGACGAGGGUGGAUAAGAGUUCACGCUUUUUUCUCCAUGUACAAGCCAAAGGGAAGCGGAAAUUGAACUGAUUACUAUCCAUGACUUUAGUGUAGUAUCUGGUGGUGGCAUCUAAAACAGGACUUUGAAUGGAGCAUCCCACAUUGCUUUCCCUAGUUCAAAAUUACAGUAGCGAAAGUGAAUAAAAAUUUUCUUUUAUAGGUCAACAUUACGUGACAAAAUUAUCACAAUCUAUUGCUUUUUCAACAGGUCACACACCCGGACGUACUGAGGAGAUGGAUGGAUCAAUUUUUCAUACCAAACCUCUAUGCAGGGUUCUGGUACAAUAACCAAAAAGAGAUUAUGCAGGUUUACAUACACAAUAAAAAGUCUAUUUUGCUUGGAAUGCCACGAAUGAGACAAGUUAGAAUUAAGAGGAGUGAGUUCGAGUUUACUGUAAAUAGAAAGAUGAAGACCAUAUUAACUACAAUUAGCCUAAAAGGGACAAAAAGCAAUGCCACCGAAUGAAAGACCGGGUGCUUUAAAAAAACGUAUUAAAGGAACGUAAAGAGAACCUUGCUAUUGAUCUCUUGACAUGGGGAAAAUAAAGUGCUAGCCUCUUCUUUUGCUUUGUCAGGAAAAUUCUAAUUAUAUCAGACGGCGAAAAAUUUAGAAACCUCCAUCUCGCUUAAAUCGGCUUUUCCUGAACACUUGAAAAUGACCUUCACGCACCCCCGACUUUUUUUAGGGAUUUCUUAUAAGGAUUAUUAAUUAUCUAUAUUUUUCUUUAGUUGAUUUUUUGACUUUUUUCUUUGAAGGCACUUGUGGAGUUCUUAGUUUCAUCAACCCGCACUGCUAUUAUGACUACACUUUCGAAAACGAAGACAAAACCUUCAUGAGUCUUCCGGGAUGGAAAGAACUGCCUGUAAAUACGACAUGGCCUGAUUCACUUAAGAUGUGUCCACGACCAUGGCGAUACCAGAGUCAAGAACAUCUUGGGGAUGCUCUACCGACAUGGGGAACUUUCAAGCUGUAUAGUGGGGGUGGAUACAUAGCUGCCAUGGGAUAUAACGAGGAAACAGCAGGUGGGGUAGUCAAUGAAUUACAUGCUGAGGGAUGGAUUGAUCAACAAACCAGACUUGUAGUUAUUGAAUUCACCGUUUUCAACAUCAACACAAACCUAGUCAGCAUCGCUUCUUUCUUCUAUGAAGUUUUAGCUACUGGGGCUGCGUACACAACCAAGAAAGUGGAAACACUGGAGCUAUAUAGUACAGAAUCAGGCGCUCGAGAAUUUUAUCUCAUUUGCCAGUUUCUCUUCAUGUCUAUGACACUUUAUUACUUCGUCUUGCUCCUGGUUAAUCUUUUUCGCCAACGAAUCAGCUUUUUUAAAUCCAUAUGGAAUUUAGUCGAAUUUUUGCAAGUUGUUUCUUCUGUGACAACAGUAACAUUCUACAUGCUCAAAGCUAAAAGUAUUUUAAGAAGUGUUAAAGCAAUACAGUCUAAUCCCUACGCAAUCAUCAACUUUCACACGGCAGUGUCUUGGGCUGAGUGGGAAAAUGCAUCUAUUGCUAUUGCCGUAUUUAUGGCGACGUUAAAGUUUCUCAAUCUUCUUCGGGUUAACCCCCACGUCAUAUUUUUAUUUUCAUCUUUUCGCCAAUCUGUUGGUCACCAAUUAUCCUUUAUGUUCAUUCUCCUGUUAAUCUUCAAUUCCUUUGCCAUGUCAGGAAUACUGAUUUUUGGUGGGUCCAUGUACGUGUAUUCUAGUUAUUUAAGAGCCACAGUAGGCCAAUUUGAAUUUCUGUUAGGUAAAGCAGUGCCGGUAGAAGGUCUUCGAGCUGAAAAUAGAAUUAUCGGUCCCAUAUUUGCCCUGUUUUACGUGCUAACUUUGACCAUUUUCCUCAUGAACAUGUUCAUCUCUAUGCUCAAUGACGCGUACUCUGGUGCAAAGACAAAUGUCGAAGAUAGCGCUGAAGAUCUGGAACUCUCACACCAUCUUGAAGAGCGUUUGUUAGAACUUAUGGGGCAAAGGAGAGACGGACGUGAUCUUACAAAGUUGUUCUGUGACGAAGCAAUUUUCGUGAACAUGCUCAGCUCCGAAGCAGAGCCAUUUUGCAAGAACACUGAACGAAUUCUUCAGUGCACAUAUGAGCGAUUGAUUAAAGUAGAUCAGCGAAUUGCUAAGCUUAUUCGAAUGACUGAGACGGAAGAAAACGGUCAGCUUGAGGAAGACCGUGAGCUUAUUACCCUCAUAAGUAAAAUUAUCUUCGUUCCCCAAACUUGUGACAGUCAGGCUCACGUUGCCUUUAUGUACUAG
Porites lobata is the source of this 13263-nucleotide messenger RNA. Lineage: Eukaryota; Metazoa; Cnidaria; Anthozoa; Scleractinia; Poritidae. The record is from the annotation of a GenBank genome assembly.